AUGGCUGCUUGUAUCUUCUGUAAAAUCGUCAAGGGCGAGAUUCCCUGCUUCAAGCUUGUUGAAACUGAGAAAUCACUUGCCUUUCUUGACAUCAACCCGCUGAGUCGGGGACACGCGCUUGUCAUCCCUAAGUUCCACGGCGAGAAGCUUCUCGAUAUCCCCGACGACUAUCUCACGGAUAUACUGCCUAUUGCCAAAAGGCUGGCCAAGGCAAUUGGCACAGACAACUACAAUAUCCUACAAAACAAUGGCCGUCUUGCUCACCAAGAAGUCGAUCACAUUCCUAAACCGAACCAGACGGAGGGUCUUGGGGUUGGUUGGCCCCAACAGAAGACCGACAUGGACCAGCUGAAAGCCCUGUUCGAAGACCUCAAGUCACGUAUCUAG
Molecule: messenger RNA, 387 nt
Organism: Sporothrix brasiliensis 5110
Lineage: Eukaryota; Fungi; Ascomycota; Sordariomycetes; Ophiostomatales; Ophiostomataceae
Product: HIT domain protein
Exons: 5
Coding region: 1-387 (128 amino acids)
Biological process (GO): nucleotide metabolic process
Molecular function (GO): catalytic activity
Source: RefSeq, a predicted model, not a curated record